CUUCCUCCUUAUCUAUUUUCUUCUUCUCCUUCUUCUUCUUCAGACAUUUGUAUUCUACCUUCAUUGAGUGCGAGAGAGAGACAGAGAUAGUGUGUGAGGAGAGGUAGAGAGAUGGGGAAUUGCCAGGCCAUAGAUGCAGCUGCGUUGGUCAUACAGCAUCCUUGCGGCAGGAUAGAGAGGUUGUAUUGGACGGUGAGUGCGGGAGAGGUGAUGAGAAUGAACCCGGGACAUUAUGUUUCUCUUAUCAUUCCAUUGCCCAUCCCUCAAGAUCAUGACACUCCUGAUAACAAGACUGUGCGCUUCACCCGUGUUAAGCUUCUCCGCCCCACCGAUACUCUUGUUCUUGGUCAUGCCUACCGCCUCAUCACUUCUCAAGAGGUUAUGAAGGUGCUGCGGGCAAAGAAGUAUGCGAAGAUGAAGAAGAACCAGGUGGAAUCAGCAGAGAAGUUACAGGGAAUGGCGGAGAGGCAGAGUUCAAGUUGUGAAGAAGAUGGAGGAAGGUCUGAAAUGGAGAAAUCCAAUCAGGUGGUGAACCAUGAAAGACACCGACCGAGGACAGCAUCAACGACUUCUGCUGCAGCGGCAAGGAUGUCCAGUGGAAACUGCAAUGGACAGCCACAAAACAUUCACUGCUGGUCUUCCUCAAACCUGGAAACAAAGACGCAAGACAUCCAGGAGAGUGGUAGUACCAAGCUGUUAUAAGCCACUGUCAACAAAUCCCACAUUCCAACCAUUUUGAGUAAAUAAGAUCUCUGUAUAGCUAAGAAAGUGCAAUGGAUCAGACGUUGUUUUUAAAACUUAAGUUUGUGGUGGAGUAUCUUCUUGAUAGAUAGGAGAUAGUAGAUAGUAUACAACAGGAGGAAAA
Messenger RNA from Vitis riparia (riverbank grape), 865 nucleotides. RefSeq lists its product as uncharacterized. The record is from RefSeq and is a predicted model, not a curated record. The transcript has 4 exons. Lineage: Eukaryota; Viridiplantae; Streptophyta; Magnoliopsida; Vitales; Vitaceae. Bases 112 to 702 code for a protein of 196 amino acids.